This is a messenger RNA of Ipomoea nil (Japanese morning glory), 2285 nucleotides long. RefSeq names its product BEL1-like homeodomain protein 7. Gene Ontology annotation, molecular function: DNA-binding transcription factor activity, RNA polymerase II-specific; RNA polymerase II cis-regulatory region sequence-specific DNA binding. The transcript is spliced from 5 exons. Gene Ontology annotation, biological process: regulation of transcription by RNA polymerase II. The record is from RefSeq and is a predicted model, not a curated record. The coding region runs from base 470 to 2014 and encodes 514 amino acids. NCBI's taxonomy places the organism in Eukaryota, Viridiplantae, Streptophyta, Magnoliopsida, Solanales, Convolvulaceae.
UAUUAAAAAAAAAGAACAAACUUGUAGAGUUUUAGGGUGUGUUUUGGGGUCUUGCACCAUGGACCCCACUCGAAGAAAGUUUGAAAUAAUUGAAAGGGAAUAUAAUACUUGUUUUAAUUAAGAAUGGAAGGUUGACAGUUGAUUAUUUCUUGCUUGCUUUCAUAAUUAUUGUAAUCUUUUUCUGCAGGAUAUCUGUUGGCUGGUGGUGUCAUUGUUCAAUGAUAAGGAGGGGUUGUUGUUGUUGAUGAUGUUCUCUUAGGAUGUUUGCGGAUCAGGUUUGUCUCCACAUGGAUAAGCUUCUGCUUUGAGUUUUUUGCUUUCAAUCACUCUCUUGGUGGCUCUCUCUGUUCCCCCAAUUGAAGGCACACCACAAAGACAGACAUUUCUUUCCUGGGUUCUAAACAGAAUCUCUUAGAGGGGGGGAAAUUAAGGUUGUUUGUGCUACAUUUGAGAGGGGGUGAGAAGAGAUAUGGCAACUUAUUAUUCAGGUUUGACCAACCAAAGAGAUGCACUCCCACUAUUGCCAGACCAAAAGCACACUUCUUUCCAGUCUGGUGUUCCCGGGGGCGUGAUGUUUCUGAACCAUCCCUACCCAGAGUUAUCGCCAAAUAACAAUGCUGAGGUUCAGUCGAUUCGAAGUGGGGAUGAGAUGCUUCUUCUUUCACCUACUUCUGAUCUGCUGAAUAUGCAGCAGCCAGUUGGUAGUCUUCUCAAUGGCGGGUCUGGUUCUAUGGAGGCCAACGCGUUUUCAUCGAAACCUUUUGAUAUGCAAAAUGUUCAAUAUCAAGGAUUAUCUCUCAGCUUGGCCAUGGAAGUUCCAUCUUCAGUUCAAGUGCCAUCGUACCAUGAUCAGUAUAGGAACUCGGGUUUUUCUUCAUUGUUGACUUCCCACGCUCAGGGAUCUCAUCAGUAUAACGAAGAUAAAAACGUUGAAUAUUUGUCGUUUGAUCUGGCUGGAGAUCAUCAUCAGAACGGUGUCAAAGUUGGAGCCAUGGACAACCUCGAGAGCUCCAUAGGCCUCCGAGAGGUGAAUUUUAGUGCACAUUUACAUGAAGCAACCGCGGGGGCUUCAGCAUCCAUUUAUAAUUCCAAGUAUCUGAAGGCAGCACAGGAUUUACUCGAUGAAGUCGUGAAUGUUCAAUCAGCUAAAAAGCAAGCGGACAAACAGAAUCAUUUUUCAUUUCUAAAAAAUGGGUCCGAAGAGACUGAGGUGAAGUCCAGCUGUUCGGUUCCUGGGAUGGCCUCCGAUAUGAUCUCUGCUGAACUCUCAGCCACAGAACAAUAUGAUCUCGAGAGCAAGAUGACAAAACUCUUUUCUUUGUUGGACAAGGUGGAUAUGUCAUACAAACAGUACUAUGAACACAUGCAAGUUUUAGUCUCGUCGUUUGAGAUGGUUGCUGGGCUCGGUGCUGCUAGGCCAUACACAUCGCUCGCCCUCAAAACCAUUUCCUGCCAAUUUCGCUGCCUGUGUGAUGCAAUCAAGAAGCAGAUUCAAAUUACUCGACAAAGUUUAGGGGAACAAGGCAAUAGUCAAGGGGAGAGAUUGUAUCGUCUCCGCCAUGUGGAUCAUCAGAUGAGGCAACAAAGGUUGCUUCAGCAAUUUGGCGUGAUGAGACAACCUUGGAGGCCACUCAGAGGUUUGCCCGAGAAUGCUGUUUCAAUCCUUCGCGCUUGGCUCUUUGAACAUUUCCUCCACCCUUACCCAAAAGACUCGGAGAAAGUCACACUAGCGAGACAAACAGGCUUAACAAGAAGUCAGGUUGCAAACUGGUUUAUAAAUGCACGAGUCCGUCUUUGGAAGCCCAUGAUUGAGGAAAUGUACAAGGAGGAAGUUCGCGAUGCAGAAGCGGGCUCCACCGCCUCACCAGAACAGAUUCGGGCUGCAGCAUCCGAGGAAACAGCAGAUAAAGAGCUUCAAGAGAGUUUAACAGGUGAUUACAGUUGCAUACAGCAAUAUAGUGAUGUAAGAACGAACAACGUUCCCGAUCAUUUACUUGAUGCUUCUCGCUCAUGAACCGGGCGUUGGAAGCGCUAUUCUUCUUCUGCUGCUACUAGUACAUAAUGUGAGAUAGGAGAUUACUCUCUUGUAGACUCUGCAAUACAAGAAAAGUUUAUAACUUUAUAAUUUAUAUAUAUAUAUAUAUAUAUAUAUAUACACUUCUGGUUUAUCAUUUGUAUAAUAGUGAAUACUAUAGGGGUCAUGCUUAGCUUAGUUUUUAAGUGGAACACUGUAGUAUACAGUAUACUGUGUUUGGCAAUUACAAAAAAUUGAAUCUUGUACAAAA